Parnassius apollo (apollo) is the source of this 456-nucleotide messenger RNA. Lineage: Eukaryota; Metazoa; Arthropoda; Insecta; Lepidoptera; Papilionidae. The record is from the annotation of a GenBank genome assembly.
UUGCGAGUUUUGACUGUUAAAUCAGCAAGAUUACAGACAAUAACGAAGAAACCUGUAAUAGUGUUGUCUCACGACUUCGAUAACAUUUCAAAUAAGACGAUUAAGGUAAACAAAGUCAAACAGUGGAAAAUACGAUUUCGACAAGUUGGACCAAAAGCAAAGAGACGACGGUUUCUCAGGAAAAAUUUGCAGGCACUUGUUGAAACGGAACUGCUGCCUGGGCAGGCGGCGACCGCGGUACUGUCAGCAAAUAAGGGUGCUUUAGAGGUAGAAGUCGUGUACUUGGCAAAAUUAAGAGGGAACGUAGCUGUGAACUUUAAAAUUCCUUAUAAGGGUCACCAUUUCUGGGGUCCAUCGGUAGAUAGUGUGAUGAAGAGUGGUGGAUUAGAAAAUGAAGUGAUUAUAAAAGAAACUAUCAAGUUAGGUUUCUACACGGAUGCAUUUUUAAAUAUAUGA